GUCCUCGUGUCACAUGUGUAGGUCACAGGCUGUGGACGCCCUGAUCGUCCUCUGUACCUUUAAGGGAACCACGUACCUUUUUUUCCUCCAGCAGAUUCUGCGUGAAAUGAACCACCAUCGAUUUAAGGGAACCUUUACUCCCACAGUGGAGCAGAUGAGGAAGGGACUGAUGCUGGCGCGAGCAGUGUUUGCCGCCUCUGCAGUAUUUGAUUACUUUGUGGGAGCUAGAGCUUAAAAUCAAAUUUUUUGAAUUUCCUUUACAUGCAACCAAGUUUUACUCUUUUGUAGUUAACAUGUUUGUGUUCUGUUUAAUUUAAUAACUUAUUUUUCGAGAUGUGUACUUUCGCCCUCUUUGCGUUUUUGGGAAUUCUGCUUUGUGCACCAUACCAGUGCUUGGAGUGUCCCUACGGCUGCGAGUGUUUUGCUGUCACUCGCACGGUGAAAUGCGUUUCUAAGGAUCUGCUCUCGGUGCCCCAAAGUAUUCCAGGAUACACGAGGACUGUCUUUAUCACAGGGAAUAACAUUCAGCAGAUUGCACCUGACUCCUUUACAGAGAUGGAGAAUGUCACCAACAUUAUUUUAAGCAAAAAUAGGAUUAAAGAGAUGGAGUCCCACAGCUUCUCUGCCCUGGUCAACCUUCGUUUCCUGGACCUCAGUGGGAACCAGCUGGCUCUCAUCCAUCCCGAGGCCCUCAGCAUACCCGGCAGUCCCCUUCAGGAGCUCAACCUGAGCCGCUCGCUCUACAACUUCACCGCCCUGAUGGACCUCACCACGGCCCUUCGCUGGGGUGGCCUCAGGGGGCUUCUCCGCCUUGACCUCUCCGGGAACCACCUCGCCCUGGUGCCCCCGGGGAUGUUCUCUCACCUCCCCAACCUGCAGCAGCUCUUCCUUGCGAACAACUCCCUGGUGGCCGUCUACAGUGGGACCUUCUCCGGCCUGAACCACCUGGAGCUGCUGGACCUCACAAAGAACGCCUUCAUGACAUUCAGGGCUGAUUCUCUGCAGGAGCUGGAGAAGCUCGGCAACAUCCGCAUCCUUCUCGGUAACAACCCUUACACUUGCUACUGUGAAAUCCGUGAUUUUGUCACCUGGCUGAACAAAUCAAGAGCUCAGGUAGAUGUGGACGCUGUGAGAUGCUCCUCACCAAGAGCGUUGACCAACACCCGGCUGCGGGGGCUCAGUGUCCAGGCCAAUGGAUGUGUUGUCCCAGUCCAGGCGGAGACGGAUGACCUCACCCUGCAGACAUCCUAUGUUUUCCUGGGGCUGGUGCUGGGGCUCGUGGGCAUGGUAUUUCUGUUUGUGCUCUACCUGAAUCGCGAACGUAUGAGGAAGUGGAUCACCGAAAUGAGGGAAGCCUGCAGAGACAUUCUGGAGGGAUACCACUACCGCUAUGAAAUUGACUCGGACCCCCGGCUGGGCCAACUCCCAGCAGACAACACCGGCAGCAGGGCACAAGGGCAUUUAAAAUCAACUCGGUCACAUCAGCUGCCGAGUGACACGUGUAUUGUCCAGGAUCCCACGAUCAUGCAGGUUAAAAAGGUGGCCACGUCCUCCCCUGGGCAUUAAUGAAACUAAAAUGAUCUGACAUAAUAUGAGCUAGAUGUAGAUAUAAAUAGUUUAGGACAAAACAUGUUUAAAUUAGUUUUAUGCUUUUAAUCUUCUUGUACAUAAUGCAGCUAUGACACUUAAUUCUCCCACAAAAAGUGCCUUUGUGUUUGUGAGGCACUACAACGUUAAAAUGACAUUAAUAUUGUAUGUUUUUCAAAACUUUUAUAAGAUUAUAAUACAUAAGCAACAUUGAAAUUACAUAAGAAAAACAUCUCAGUUAGUGUUUAAGUGUUGUGUUUUUUGCCAUUAUUUCUUUAUAUAUCUGGACAUACUGCAGAUGCUAGAGUAGCAUGGAAAAGAAUGUUGACCUAAAAUACUGUAAUCCAUACACAUCCAGUAAAUUUAAGAAUAAGUAUUUAUUAGAUUUUCUAUAAUUUCAUAUAAACAAUAUCAGUCCUUAUAUUCUAUUAGCUGUGUAUCUUUAAUUUGCAUAUAGUCUUCAUAGUGGGACCUGUAUUAAGAUGGUCAAAGGAUUAGAAGAAGCCAGCAUAUGAUAUGAAGCCUGUAUUUACAUUAAUGGUAAAUUAAACCACAUUGAUUUAAA
Messenger RNA from Platichthys flesus (European flounder), 2152 nucleotides. RefSeq names its product trophoblast glycoprotein-like. Bases 334 to 1566 code for a protein of 410 amino acids. Gene Ontology annotation, cellular component: plasma membrane. Gene Ontology annotation, biological process: negative regulation of canonical Wnt signaling pathway. Lineage: Eukaryota; Metazoa; Chordata; Actinopteri; Pleuronectiformes; Pleuronectidae. The record is from RefSeq and is a predicted model, not a curated record. The transcript has 2 exons. Gene Ontology annotation, molecular function: protein binding.